This is a messenger RNA of Gasterosteus aculeatus aculeatus (three-spined stickleback), 1605 nucleotides long. The record is from RefSeq and is a predicted model, not a curated record. Lineage: Eukaryota; Metazoa; Chordata; Actinopteri; Perciformes; Gasterosteidae.
GGAAAUUAUCAUGACCAACGGCUCUGGUUGAAGCUAACUUGAUGCUAGUGACAGGAGCUAAACUCGAUUUCAUUCAGGAGAUAAACGACCAACGUUUGUCGCAUUUGGAAGAUAGUAACUCGCUAAACAGCAUAUUUUUUAUAACAAUGUGAAUUUCUUUAACCACCAGCUGGUAUCUUACAAGCGGCCGCUGUGCCGUACAGGUGCAGGUAGCUAACGUUAGCGGUGGAGAGUUAGCUCUUUGGCUAACACUGGAGCUAGCUCAGCGGAAUGGAUCUCUUCGACGACCUGCCGGAACCGAGGCAAACAUCCGGUCGAGUUUCCUCAGCGACCACAGCUCGACCACAGGCCACCACAGAAGAAGAAGAGGAGGAAGAUGAGGAGGAGAAGAAGAGGUUGAAGCGGAGGAGAGAGGACACUGAGGAGGAGGGGGAGGUCAAGAGAGUUUGUAAAGAAGGCCUCCCUGUGCUGAAGGGCUACGUGGCGGCGCGCCGCGGCGAGCGGGAUGAGAUGCAGGACGCUCACGUCCUGCUGCCCGACAUGAGCAGCUACCUGAACGCUCGGCCCAGUCCAGCGUCUCGCGUGUCCUACUUCGCCGUGUUCGACGGUCACGGAGGAGCUCGGGCCUCCCGAUUCGCCGCCGAGCAUCUCCACCACAUUCUGGCCAACAAGUUCCCAAGCGGGCUAACGGGGAACAUGGACGUGCUGAUCAAGAGAUGUCUCCUGGACACGUUCCGGCAGACGGAUGAAGACUUUCUGAGGACGGCGUCCAGCCAGAAGCCGGCGUGGAAGGACGGCUCCACGGCAACCUGCGUUCUGGCGGUGGACGACACCGUGUACGUGGCCAACCUGGGGGACAGCAGGGCGGUGCUCUGUCGGAUGGAGGCGGCGGCAGCGGGCGGAGGGAGGAGGUCGCUGACUCUGCCGCUCAGCACAGAACACAACCCGACCAUCUACGAGGAGAGGAGGAGGAUCCAGAGGGCGGGAGGCACCGUCCGGGACGGCCGGGUGCUGAGGGUCCUCGAGGUGUCUCGGUCCAUCGGAGACGGUCAGUACAAACGAUGUGGAGUCAUUUCAUCGCCCGACACCAAGAGGUGUCAGCUCACAGCCAAUGACAGGUUCAUCCUGCUGGCCUGUGACGGGCUCUUCAAAGUCUUUUCUGCUGAGGAAGCCGUUAAGUUCGUGCUUCACAUCCUGCAGUGCGUUCAGUCCUCCCUUCCUCCCCUGCAGGAGGCGACUGUGGAGCAGAAGCCGGGGCUGACGGAGGAGGAGGUGCGGUCUGAAGCUGCGUGCCAGCGAUUGGCUAGUGAGGCGGUGAGGAGGGGCUGUGCCGACAACGUCACUGUGAUCCUGCUUUCCAUCAGCUUCUGAACACACACACACACACACACACACACACACACACACGUUUUCCAAUAAAACGCUUCCCUUCGUCUCGGCUGUAGAAGUGACUUAUUGAUGAAAGCUCAGUGAUCGUUUUACUCUUUAAGUGUGUCUAUUAAAGUAAAGUGUUACCUGGUGCUCAGCGUGUCUCGGUGUUCUACAUACUGAACCGACUCACACUAGCUUGUAAAACAAUAUUAAAACUACUAUUAUCAAAAGAAA